Molecule: messenger RNA, 246 nt
Organism: Morchella sextelata
Lineage: Eukaryota; Fungi; Ascomycota; Pezizomycetes; Pezizales; Morchellaceae
Exons: 1
Coding region: 1-246 (81 amino acids)
Source: RefSeq, a predicted model, not a curated record
AUGACAACCACAAAUACUGGAGUUUUUAAGGAUUCCCCAUGGGUCAUGGCUUCUCCCCUGAAGGUCUGCUGUAAAAACGCCGGCGUGAAAGUCCUUGCAAACUUGGAAAAGUCGCUGGUAAAUUCAUUAGCAAGUGUCGAUGUGCUAAUGUCACUUAUCAAAACCCUUGUCCAAAGAGCUAGAACCCUUGUUAGAACCCUUGUCAGAACCCUUGUCAAAACUCUUUUGUCACAGAAUGCCGAGUAA